Molecule: messenger RNA, 2703 nt
Organism: Megachile rotundata (alfalfa leafcutting bee)
Lineage: Eukaryota; Metazoa; Arthropoda; Insecta; Hymenoptera; Megachilidae
Product: pre-rRNA 2'-O-ribose RNA methyltransferase FTSJ3
Biological process (GO): maturation of 5.8S rRNA from tricistronic rRNA transcript (SSU-rRNA, 5.8S rRNA, LSU-rRNA); maturation of LSU-rRNA from tricistronic rRNA transcript (SSU-rRNA, 5.8S rRNA, LSU-rRNA); rRNA methylation
Cellular component (GO): nucleolus; preribosome, large subunit precursor; nucleus
Molecular function (GO): rRNA (uridine-2'-O-ribose)-methyltransferase activity; rRNA (guanine) methyltransferase activity
Source: RefSeq, a predicted model, not a curated record
CCCAACUUCGAGGACCCUCACAUAACCUCACUUUUAUAACGUCCGCAUGCUGCGGCGUGCGUUGUUUACAGUUUAGUUUACACAGCUUGUUUUUUAUUAAUAAGUCUUUAAUGAAAAGUGAAUAGAAUAAUUCAACAUGGGUAAAAAAGGAAAAGUAGGAAAGCAGAGGAAGGAUAAAUAUUAUCACUUAGCGAAGGAGACUGGUUAUAGAUCACGUGCCGCUUUCAAGUUGAUCCAGCUGAACCGCAAGUUUGAAUUCUUACAAAAGUCUCGAGUAUGCAUAGAUUUGUGUGCUGCUCCUGGUGGGUGGAUGCAAGUCGCCCGUCAGAAUAUGCCAGUAUCCUCCAUAGUAGUCGGCGUAGAUUUGUUUCCUAUAAAGCCCAUACCAGGAUGUAUCAGCUUAGUGGAAGAUAUUACCACAGACAAAUGUCGUGUGGCAAUAUCUCGAGAAUUAAAAACUUGGAAAGCUGAUGUUGUAUUGCACGACGGUGCACCAAAUGUUGGUAAAAAUUGGCUUCACGAUGCGUACCAACAGGUUUCUCUAACUUUAUCUGCCCUCAAAAUGGCAACAUACUUUUUACGGCCUGGUGGGUGGUUUGUUACCAAAAUGUUUAGAUCAAAAGAUUAUCAACCUUUGCUGUGGGUACUUCAACAAUUAUUUAGGAAGGUGCAUGCAACUAAGCCUCAAGCGUCACGUUUAGAGUCUGCUGAAAUCUUCGUUGUUUGUCAGUACUAUAUUGCUCCAGAUAAACUGGAUCCCAAAUUUUUAGAUCCAAAAUACGUGUUCUCUGAAUUAGACAUAGAGCCUACAAACAAACUGAAUGUACUUAAUCCAGUUCAAAGGAAGCAUAAAGCAGAGGGUUAUCCAGAGAAUGAUUAUACCUUGUAUCAUACAUUGUCCGUCAAAGAUUUUGUAGCACAUGAGAAUGCUGUGGAAGCAUUGCAAACUGUUUCAGCCAUUGUUUUUGAUGAUGAAAAGAUAACGAAUCAUGAAUUGACGACCAAUGAAAUCAAGGAGUGCUGUAAAGACAUUAAAGUGUUAGGUAAAAAAGAUUUAAGACGACUGCUAAAAUGGUGGAAAUCAAUCAAAGAGGCUUUGGAAGAAGAAGAAUCACCAGCAGAGAAGGAGGCAGAUGCGACUACUGAAACAACGGAAGCACCCCCUCUGACUCAAGAAGAAUUGGAAGAUAUGGAAGAUGAAGAAAUUACAAAACAGAUUGGAGAACUUAGAGCAGAAACGGAGAGAGAGUUGAAACGUAAAAAGAAGAAAGUGAAUAAAGAGAGGCAGAAGUUGAAUAUGCGACUCAAUCUAAAAAUGGUUCAUAAAGGAAACGAGGGUCCAAUAAUGGAAGGGGAUGAAAUGUUUACUCUAAAGCAGAUUAAGACACAUGAACAGUUAGAGAGCGUAAUAGAUCAACAUCCUGAUGUCGUAGCGGAAAGCGACGUAGAAUCCGACGACCAAAUAAAACCUAAAAAGAUAAAAUAUAAUAAAGAGGAAGGACAGUUAGAUAGUUCAGGAUUGUAUUAUAAGACGGAGGAUAGUGACCCUGGCAGUUCAUCAGAUGAAUCAGACAGUGAUAAAUCAGGUUUAGGUUUGGACGACUCUGAAGACGAAGAUACAAGUAAAAAGAAGAAGAAGAAAGUACACUUUGUGGACGAACCAGAAAAUCCUUUAUUAACAGACUUAGAUUACAGAGAUAAGAAAACUAAAAGAAUUCAUAAGGCAGAACUGUGGUUCGAAAAAGAUGUAUUUAAGAAUUUAGAUGAUGAAGAAGAUGAAGAUUUAGAGUUGGAUAAAAUGAUUGAAGAAUAUAAAAAGGGUGGAGGUCGUGUGUUAGGAGAAAAUACAGAUAGUGACAAAGAAAAUAAAACGGUAAAACAAAAUAAUGUUAAUCAUGAUGUUGAUGAUGAUGAUAAUGACGACAAGGACACAAAUUCUGAUUAUGAUAUGGAAGAGAUGAUGGGUGACAAUAAAACUAAAAACAAAACUAAUACUACAAGUACCAAAUCAAAAAAGAGGAAGCACUUAUCAGAGAAUGAUCUAGCACUAGGAUCAUUAUUAAUUCAAAGUAAAAAAACUCGAAGGGAUUUAGUGGACUCAGCAUGGAACAGAUACGCAUUUAACGAUGAGAAAUUGCCAGACUGGUUUAUACAAGAUGAAGAGAAACACAUGAAGAAAGACGCACCCGUACCGAAGGAACUUGUCGACGAAUACAAGAAGCGGGUCGAGGAUUUGAAUGUUAGGCCAAUUAAGAAAGUAUUGGAAGCAAAAGCAAGGAAGAAAAAAAGAGCAGUGCGUAAAUUGGAAAAAGCUAAGAAAAAAAUGGAACAGAUAAUGGAAAGUGCGGAGAUGAACGAAAGAGAAAAGGCGAAGCAAUUACAAGCAUUGUACAAGAAAGCUCAUAAGGAACCGAAAAAAGAGGUUACGUACGUGGUAAUGAAGAAGCAUAUGGCACAGAAGAGAGUAGCCAGACCGCCGGGUAUUAAAGGACGUUACAAGCUGGUUGAUCCCAGAAUGAAAAAAGACUUACGUGCCGCAAAGGCGAAGGAAAAAACCAAAGGACGUGGAAAGAAAACUCGCGGUGGCAAACCACCUCGUGCAAAGGCAAAAACUAACAAGACAAAAAAAUAAAUGUUUCCGUGUGAAACUUGUACAUAAAAAUGCUUUGUGUACACACAAAGAAAUUAAACCGUUUUGUACAU